This is a messenger RNA of Paramisgurnus dabryanus, 1877 nucleotides long. Its product is annotated as E3 ubiquitin/ISG15 ligase TRIM25-like. The record is from RefSeq and is a predicted model, not a curated record. Lineage: Eukaryota; Metazoa; Chordata; Actinopteri; Cypriniformes; Cobitidae. Gene Ontology annotation, molecular function: zinc ion binding; protein binding.
AAUCAUCCUACGGUCCACCCCACUGACGUAACGGGAUGCCUGUUAUCCUCAAACUUUAGGGCGUAUGGUUCUGCAUUUCUGCGGUUAGUAUUGGAUAAACCUGACUUGUAAAGUUUGUCGCGUGUAACAGAGUUAAUCCGUUAACUGGUCAUUUGUAAAUCAUUCGAGUAAUAAUUUAGGCAAACUGUCAAACUAAACACACGUGGAAGAAAGUGCUUAGACACGCAUUGAAAUGGCAGAGUCCAGUAUUUCAGAAGAUGAGUUCAGAUGUUCAGUAUGUUGGGAUCUCCUGAAGGAUCCAGUGACUGUUCCCUGUGGACACACUUACUGUAUGAGAUGUAUCACAGACUGCUGGGAUCAAGAGGAUCUGAGAGGAAUCUACAGAUGCCCUCAAUGCAGAGAAACCUUCAGUACACGACCUGUUUUAGGGAAGAAUGUGGUGAUCGCUGAGAUGGUGGAGAAACUGAAGAAGACUAAACUCCAAUCUAUUAAUCCUGCUCACUGUUAUGCUGAACAUGGAGAUGUGGAGUGUGACGUCUGUACUGAAAAACUCAAAGCCAUCAAAUCCUGUCUGAUGUGUCUGAACUCUUACUGUCAAACUCAUCUUGAUCAACAUGAGAAUUUCUUCAGAGGUAAAAGACACAACUUGAUAGAAGCCACCGGACGACUACAGGAGAUGAUCUGCUCUCGACAUGAUAAAAUGAUGGAGAUUUACUGCAAUCAAUGUCAGCGAUGUAUGUGUAUGCUGUGUAUUGUGGAUGAACACAGAAAUCAUGACACUGUAUCUAUAUCAAUGGCAAGUGCAGAGAAACAGACUCAGUUGGGAGAAAAACAGAAAGAACUUAAUCAGAAGAUCCAGGAAAGAGAGAAAGAUCUUCAGAAGCUCAGAGAGACGGUGGACUCUUAUAAGCGAUCUGCAAAGACAGCAGUGGAGGACUGUGAGAUCAAAUUUACUCAACUGAUCUAUGAAGUGACACAACUGAUCAGAGAUCAGGAGAGGACUGCAGUGAGUCGAGCUGAAGGACUUCUGGAGGGACUGAAGCGAGAGAUUGAAGAUUUAAAGAGGAAAGAUGCUGAAAUAAAGACGCUUUCACAAACACAAGAUCACUUUCAGUUUCUUCAGGGUUUCCAGUCUCUUUCUCUCUCUGGAUCUACAGAAAACUUCAAUAUCACUUCUGACAUCUCUUUUGAUGCUGUUGUGAAAUCUGUCGCUCAAUUCAGAGAGAAACUGCAGCAUUUCUUCAGAGAAGAGAUGGACAAGAUUUUUGUGAAAAACAUCCAGAUGAGUUUGACCCCUGAACCCAGAAACAGGAUGGAAUUCCUACAAUGUUUCCAUCAGUUCACUAUGGAUCCAAACACUGUGAAUUAUUACCUCGGACUGUUAAACUGGAAUCAAGAGGCCAAAUUCACUGAUCCACCGCUGCAGUAUCUGGAUCAUUUAGAUAGAUUUGACAGGUGGACCCAGGUGUUGUGUACAGAAGCUGUGAGUGGCCGCUGUUAUUGGGAGGUGGAGUGGAUUGGACAGGGUAGGUCAGGUGUGGGUAUAGCAGUGGCGUAUAAGAGCAUCAGUAGGAAAGGAAAUCAUCUUGAAUGUGCAGCUGGACGAAACGAUCAAUCCUGGAGUUUUUACUGCUGUCCAUAUUAUUGUUCAUUCAUUCACAAUAACAUGGAGACGAUUGUUUCUCUUUCCCCGACCAGCCGCAGAGUAGGAAUGUAUGUGGAUCACAGUGCAGGAAUAUUAUCUUUCUACAGCGUCUCAGACACAAUGACCCUCAUUCACAGAGUUCAGACAACAUUCACUAAACCUCUCUAUCCUAUGUUUGAACUUGAUGAACACUCAGCAUUCAGACUGUCAUCUAUAAACCCCUAAAAGCUCA